Messenger RNA from Cottoperca gobio, 3000 nucleotides. RefSeq names its product GDP-mannose pyrophosphorylase Aa (gene gmppaa). Gene Ontology annotation, molecular function: transferase activity. The record is from RefSeq and is a predicted model, not a curated record. Gene Ontology annotation, biological process: biosynthetic process. Lineage: Eukaryota; Metazoa; Chordata; Actinopteri; Perciformes; Bovichtidae.
ACGAACUGCACUCCGCUCCGUGCUUUCCUUCUGAUCACGUCAACGUCACAAGUAGGAAGUGGAAACGGAAAUAUCUCCAAACAGCUACAGGUGUACUCUUCAGGCAGGACUUGUCUGCCACAAAUUACAGCUUCUCUGUCAAGAUGUUGAAGGCAGUUAUUUUAAUUGGAGGCCCCCAGAAAGGCACAAGGUUCAGGCCACUGUCAUUUGAAGUGCCCAAACCCUUGUUCCCAGUAGCUGGUGUGCCCAUGCUGCAGCAUCAUAUUGAAGCAUGUGCCAAGGUACCAAACAUGAAGGAGAUUUUGCUGAUUGGCUUUUAUCAGCCAAAUGAAGAACUGACCAGAUUCCUGUUUAAUGCACAGCAGGAGUUCAAAAUUCCCAUCAGGUAUUUGCAGGAGUAUGCAGCCCUGGGGACUGGAGGGGGCAUCUAUCACUUCAGAGAUCAGAUUGUCUCCGGCAGUCCAGAGGCUUUCUUUGUUCUGAAUGCUGAUGUUUGCUCAGCGUUUCCUCUCACAGAGAUGCUCAGCUUCAGAAGGAACAUGGAGAACCAACCAGCUGUGUUACUGGGGACAACGGCAAACAGAAAGCAAUCCAUGAAUUACGGCUGCAUUGUUGAAAACGAGAAAACAAAAGAGGUCCUGCAUUAUGUGGAGAAGCCGAGCACAUUUGUAAGCGAUAUCAUAAACUGCGGCAUAUACCUCUUUAACCCAGACAUCUUCCAGCAUAUCGGCGCCGUCUUUCAGAAGAACCAACAGGACAUGUUGCUAGAGGAGCCAACCAACGGCUGGCACCGAGCAGAGGCCAUCAGGCUGGAGCAGGACAUUUUCACUGCCCUGGCUGGACAGGGCAAGCUCUACGUGUAUAAAACCCUCAGCUUCUGGAGCCAGAUUAAAUCUGCAGGAUCUGCAAUUUAUGCCAGUCGGUUGUACCUCAACCAGUAUCACACCACUCAUCCGGAAAGACUGGCCUCAAAUAAGGAGGGGGGGCCCAAAAUAAGUGGUAAUGUCUACAUUCACCCUACAGCCAGCAUUGACCCCACUGCUAUGCUGGGCCCCAACAUCUCGAUUGGCUCUGGAGUGACGAUUGGUGCUGGGGUCAGAGUUCGAGAAUCUGUCAUCCUUCAUGGUGCAACUCUACAGGAUCACUGCUGUGUUUUGAACAGCAUCGUGGGAUGGGACAGCACCAUUGGCAAGUGGGCAAGAGUAGAAGGAACCCCGAGUGACCCAAACCCCAAUGAUCCCUUCGCAAGGAUUGACAGCGAGACCCUGUUCAGAGAGGGAAAACUCACACCCUCAAUUACUAUUCUCGGUUGUAAAGUGACCAUACCUUCCGAGGUCAUUAUACUCAACUCGAUCGUCCUCCCCCACAAAGACCUUAACCGCAGCUUCAAAAACGAAAUUAUUCUCUAGUUAAUCUUUCUUGCGCUUCUGUCCACUUACUGUCAAUGAUGAAGGAUGCAGCUGGACGCACGCCGGCACUGCCUCUGAGUUACUGUAUAUAAGAUGUCAAAAAUGAAGAUAUGGGACAUUCAUUAAAUACUGUAGUUUUGAAAAAUAGAUUUUUUUAUAUUUGUCCUUGGGCCUUUAUGCAUCAUUGGGUGUCAGCAACAUUAGAGAGAAGCUAAUCACGCAUGUUGAUUCACCUUGAAAAGUGCUGUCAUGCCAGAGUUUUAUAUUGUGUUUUUAUUAACUUUACCGAACUGUAAAAUUACCGCAGACACUUGUGUAUUAUAUUUGGUUGGAUGUAAUAUAAUGUAAAGUUUAUAGACAACCACGCUCUGUUUUCUCAAGGGCAUCCUUGACAAACUAGAAAGUUGUUACUUCAGCGUCAGAAGAGGAAUUAUUAGGAAAUAAAAAUCCCUGGCUACUGGCUGUGGUUAAUCUUUAGAGGUGAUUAUUUGUGUGGAGCUCUUGAUUAAAACCGUUUACCAUCUUCAUUGUUUGUCUCAAACAUUGACUACCACCAAAAUAAAUCAGCGGGCUCGAGAUUUACGUUGCAAUCAAGUGAUGUUUCCUUUUUAAAAUGUGAAUUUAGCAGGGGGCUUGGAGACUGCCAUAUACGCAGCAACAGCAGAUGCUUUAAUUGUGCAUCCGCAAUCACUGGAGGAACUGUUCCAAUUUAUGGAUACAGCACAUUAACAUUUACUUAUUAAGCCCUCGAGCACUCAUGAUCACUUCAGCACUUUUGUUCCAAUUAUUGCAAAGAGAGUGUCUAUUAAGGAGUGAUGUAAAUUGCGAUACAAGAACUGCAGCAUAAUAUAUUGUAAUCAAGUCGCUUCACAAACUACCCUCUAGUGAAAAGGAAAAAACAAGUUAAUGUACUUUUUAAAAAUAUAGUUUAUUUCAGGUUUUAUAUGUAGGUGCCUGUGCUUCCCAUUGUUGAUCAAGGUGCCUUGCUGCUUCAAAAUAAACUGCCUCAUGCCAGUCUUGGGCCUCUCAUUAUGUUCUUUGUAUCCUCUUGGUGGGAUGUUAAUCAAUUGGGCUAAACCCCCCCCCAUGCUCUUCGCAUGAAAGGCAAUCCUAAAAUUCAUUAGAUCCAAUAGGCUUUAGUUUUUGUGAUGGCUUUUCUUGUCUUGUGUUUUUCCUGGAAGGUUAUUUAUUUCCUAAUUGUAAGUUGCCUGUGUGUUACAUUCAUUGUUAUCACCUCACAACAUUUAGAGUUUUACUUAUAGCAUUAUUAAUUAAUAUCCUAUUUUGAAAUGUGUAUUAUUAUUCGUCUUUACACUGUGACACAAAGCACAGUGGUGCAAGGCUGUCUUGACGAGUCGGAAUAAGGUCUGACAGAUAACAAGGAAGUAAAAAGGUCGCUCGUGUAGAAUAAAAGUACACGUGACACCUUUCUUAAGAGUCUUUAUAAUCUGAAGUCACCAGUUGAGGGAAAAUUAAGAUUAUGUUUUACUUGUCUGAUUUUUGUGUUGUACAUGUUGCUAGGUGAAUUAUUUUUUUCAAGACUUCCUUUUUAAUGAAAAGAAGUGUACCACAUAAUAAAAUGUAAAAUGUC